GGUAAUAGCAUUGCUGAAUAUAGAGGGUGAGAUCGCGAUAUGCUGAAUAAAGUAAAUAAUAUGAAUAUGAGGUACAGAUGCAGCUGCUGCGCGCCCUAACUCUUGAACAACGAGAUGAGGUGAACCUCCAUCAAGUACCUACACUGGUUAAUGAUUCUGAAUAGGUUACCAAAUGAGAUAAAAUAAUUUUGUGUGACUGUGCCCCCUUGCAUGGAUCAAAAUGGAUAUUGAUUUAAACUUACCAUUACAAGUUCCAUGUCAUGUAAAGUCAGCUCAACCUGAACCACAGUUCUUAUUUUUAUUUCAUGAGCCAAAAUAUGAAGACUUCUUUCAUCACUUUCUAUCAAAAAAUGGCCCAUGUAUUCUGUCAUGUGGUGUAACAGAUAAAUGGGAUGCUUGCAAGAACUGGGUUGAUGCAAGAGGAGAACCUGAUCUUCAGGAUAUCUGCAAAUACUUUGGUGACAUUGAAGUUCCAGUGGCCAACUGUUCAGAAAAGUACUUUGACUCGCAGCCAAAGACUCAGCAAACUCUGGAUGAGUAUGUCACCUACAUGAGACAACCAAAUCGCCAAGGAUGUCUGUACCUAAAGGACUGGCAUCUGCAGCGUGAGCAGCGGCUCCGCCGGCCGGACGACCCUCCCUUCUACCGGACUCCGCGCCUGGUGGCCUCCGAUUGGCUCAAUGAGUUCUGGGAGGCCCGGCCGGAGAAGGCAGAUGACUACCGAUUCGUCUAUGUCGGCGUCGCUGGAACAUGGACCCCAUUCCACGCCGAUGUGUACCGCUCGUUCAGUUGGUCGGCCAACGUGUGCGGCGCCAAACGCUGGAUCCUACUGCCACAUGGUGAGGAGGAGAAACUACGCAGCCUCUCCGGACUGCCGUUUGAUGUCGCUAGUGUGCUGGGCGCCGAGAGUGCAGACCAAGCUUUGGGGUCCAAGGAGCUCCGUGCCGGCAUCAGGAGCAGCGACGGUGCAGUCGAAGCCGGUGAAGAUGCUGUCCCCCUCCAGCCUCGGACCUCCGCCGACGGUGUGCGGUACUUUGACGUUCGUCAGGAGGCGGGAGAGGUGAUGUUCGUCCCCUCCGGCUGGCACCACCAGGUGUGGAACCUCCGAGACACCAUCUCCAUCAACCACAACUGGUUCAACGCGUCCAACAUUCAUCUGGUCUGUGAACACCUAAUGGCCUCGCUGGCGGACGUGAGAGCAGAGCUGGCCGAUAUCGCGGACAGCUCGGAUGAGUUCCUAUCGCAGUGUCAGACCCUGCUCCGAGCCACACAUGGUAUGGACCUAGCAGAGAUGACUGAACUGCUGUGUUUUACCAUCAGUCGGAGACUGGCGGCGCUGGCUGGCGGGGAGCCGGUGAUGGGACUGGAUGGGUACCGAUACGGGCGGGGUCACCUGGUGUAUGAUGUGAAGUGUGCGAGCAGAGAGCUCAGGAGGCUGCUCGCGCGGGAGGAGUUCGGGAGGCUGGAGGAGCUGAGACGGUGGCGGACGGAAGCCGAGCGGCUACUGGAAGAACUAGAAGUGUUUGACUUGACGGUAGAUGGCACGACGGAUAAUGACACAGUGUAGCAUCGCGUUUGCUAUGUGAGAGCGCUGUGAGAGCUGUUAUCUGGGCUCUGUUUCACGGCCUGACGCUGCAGUGCGCUACGCCACGCUACUGUAUUGGUGCGGCGUUUGAGACGAAUCCGCCUCGGCACUCCAGCGUUGCGAGCGUCCGAGUUUGAUAGUACACCGAUACACUUAGCGCGCUGUAGCGUCGUGCCGUGAAACAGGGCCCUGGCAACUCCGGUGUCUUCAACGUAGACGAAUGUCUUUAGCGUCGGUUGUCAAAGUACGGGUCUAACGAAGUGUGUAUAGCUGCAUCGUGCAUGGUGAGGUUCCGCCAACGGAUGGGUUUUGUGUGACGUCCAUCAGCGAUUGAGGACAUAAGCGACUUGGUCAUCGCACUGUGAUAAUGCUGUUUUUUUUUCAAGGCUGGUCGAUGGUGUUAUCGACAGUGACUCAUAUUUAUGUAACAAUGAGCUCGUAAAUGUGUAGUUUACGCCGGCUUGGCUAGUUUGGCUGGCUAGUUUACGUGUUCUCGAUUCAUGGAGUAAGACGGUCUGGCUGUAGCUGCUUAUACUAAGCGGGAAAACUUGUUCAAUAGUCAUCGUUACGCGCAGUUAUAUAAGAGCUGAAUUCCUGGGGCUUGAAGGCCGUCUCCCCACCCCAUACAGGACAGAAAUGCAGGCUCACUGUCGGUUGAUAACAUCAGACUUUCUUCUGUCAGCUAUCGGCCACCCCUUAUAUUCGCGCCAUGAUGCGCUAGUCAUACGCGUUGUUGUUGCGAAUCGGACAGGGAUUGGCUGUACGUUUUAAUCGGCUGUGUCGGUGCAAGCCGAUAUAUUUAGGUUUAUAGCGCUAUCAACUCCCAGAGGCCUUGUGAACAAACAUCGUCCAACAGUACACGAAGGAAUAUGUAUUUUGUACAAAA
Molecule: messenger RNA, 2471 nt
Organism: Amphibalanus amphitrite
Lineage: Eukaryota; Metazoa; Arthropoda; Thecostraca; Balanomorpha; Balanidae
Product: 2-oxoglutarate and iron-dependent oxygenase JMJD4-like
Exons: 5
Coding region: 221-1567 (448 amino acids)
Biological process (GO): negative regulation of gene expression; protein hydroxylation; positive regulation of translational termination
Cellular component (GO): nucleus; cytoplasm
Molecular function (GO): histone H4R3 demethylase activity; sequence-specific DNA binding
Source: RefSeq, a predicted model, not a curated record